GUAGGCAGGUCUAGAAGGUUUUUCUGGUACUUGUCUCUUUUUUUGUAAUAAAUGCCAAAUUAUUGUGUAAAUUACAAAACUUAAGGAUUAUUUACGAAAAGUUGAAUGAAUAAUAAUGAGAAUUAUAAAUUCAUCGACAUCGUAAACAAUACUUAAGAUCCUCUUAGUUCCUAUUAUCUUCGUCGUAUUUAUACCUACAAAGACGGCCCCACUUGGAAACUACUGGUAAAAAUGGCAAAAAAAGAUGCGGCUCAAAAAAAUGAUGCGGAUCCUCCGAAUGAUGCUAAGGGCAAAGACAAGGCAGACAAUGAUUGUGACCCAAAAGAGGAGAGCCCCGUGAAGGAGACUAUAAAUACACACAAACUGGGUAGAGUAAAUAAAUUCGCUAUACCAGCUGUGGCAGGACUAGCAGCAACAGCCUUAGCGCAUCCUUUCGACGUGUGGAAAUUUAAUAAACAAAUUAACAUAAUAGAAUCUGGUCCAAAAAUUUCAGUGUUGGAACGAUUGUUCAAGGAUAGAGGAUUGAGAGGUUUUUUGCCUGGUCUUUCUGCAAAUUUAAUAUCACAGGGAAUAUACCAGGUGGUUCGUAUUGGAACUAAUGGCAUUAUAACUAAAGAUUUGGAUUCUAUUCACGCAGAACCGCAAGAGAUUAAUGAUCAUGCAAGAGCACAAUUAGUGGCCAAUAUGACGGGUGCUUUAAUGUCAACACCCGCUGAAUUGGCAUUAGUAUCGAUGGCAACUGAUCGACAACAGCCACCACGCUUUAGAAAAUAUUAUUCUGGUGGUUACAAUUCUAUGUUAAGAACUUUACAAAAUGGUGGUUUAACUGCAUCAUUUCGAGGAGCUGUUACAACUAUCGCUAGAACUGGUUUAGCUUCUAUGUGCAAUUUUGUUAUUUAUAACAAGGUUAAAGCAUUUUUAACUGAUAAGGGAUUGUUGAAAAAUGAAGCUUCCAAAAUAGUGUCAGGUCUUGUUUUGUCAAGUAUUGUGACGUCAUUGGUCACCUUACCUGUAGAUGUAUUAAAAACCAGGUAUCAAACAAUGAGAACAUGUGGCGGUCGACCUGAAUUUUGUGGAAUUGCCCCAUUAACAAUUAAUCUAGCAAAGUGUGGUGUAAGCAACUUUUUCCGUGGUUUUCUCCCAUACACAUUACGUAUAGCUGUAUUUAAUUUUGCAUUUGUUGGACUUUUUAAUGCAUUACACAAAGCACGUAAUUGGAUCGUUGACGAACCAGAAGAAAAAGAACCUCCUCCAGAAGAACCAAAAGAGGAACCACCGCCACCAGAGGAAGACCUUAAGGCUAAAAAGGGGGGAGGAAAGGGUAAAAAGAAAAAGUGGAGAAUUUAAACUGAAAAUAUAAUUUCUUUUGUAGUAAAUUAAGAUGACAUAAAAUAACCGCGAAAAUUAGGUAUCGACGAAAGGGCUAAACGACGAACGAUAAAGAACGAUUGGCAUGAUAGACAAUUUUAUAAUCAUAUACGUUAUAGCAGGAUGCUAUAUCGAAUUUAUAAAACUAUCUCUACUUAGUCCAUGUAAAACGUUAAAUAACAUAAUAUGGAGUCAUUAUGGAAAUGGGAAUAGUAUUUGUAGAAUGUAGGCCAUCAUUUUGAAAGGAGAAAAAAAUUUAAUAAGUUUUUAAAAUACUCCCUCUAAGGAAAAAAUUUGUUUCUAUAAAAACUUAAAAAUAAUCUUAAACAAAUAUUUAUGGAUCCUCAAACAUUGCGACUCUGAUGGCACCAAUUUCAGAUUGAUGCAUCCAUUAUUUUUUUUUAAUUACGUUAAUAAUUAUACUGUAUAUGAUUUGUGAAAUUGCUAAG
Messenger RNA from Chrysoperla carnea, 1817 nucleotides. Its product is annotated as mitochondrial 2-oxoglutarate/malate carrier protein-like. Gene Ontology annotation, biological process: oxaloacetate transport; thiosulfate transport; succinate transmembrane transport. The record is from RefSeq and is a predicted model, not a curated record. The coding region runs from base 232 to 1347 and encodes 371 amino acids. Gene Ontology annotation, molecular function: thiosulfate transmembrane transporter activity; malate transmembrane transporter activity; sulfate transmembrane transporter activity. NCBI's taxonomy places the organism in Eukaryota, Metazoa, Arthropoda, Insecta, Neuroptera, Chrysopidae. The transcript is spliced from 5 exons.